This is a messenger RNA of Ectocarpus sp. CCAP 1310/34, 2400 nucleotides long. NCBI's taxonomy places the organism in Eukaryota, Phaeophyceae, Ectocarpales, Ectocarpaceae. The record is from the annotation of a GenBank genome assembly.
CCCCGCUUUAAAGACACUCUUCUUAAGGAAACUCCCCGCUAUAAAUACACAUUUUUCCCCAGAACAUGAUGCCCCGCAGAUGUACAAUAAUAUAGGGGGGUAGCGUUUCCACUAUGCGGCCCCCCCCAAAAAAUUUGCUGGGACAGCAAAUCUGUAAGGCAUUGUAACAUCGACUGCGGUCUGCUGCAGCCCGCAUUACUGCGUGUGGGUAUGGAGAGAUUCCUCCCAUCUGCUGGCGGGUCGUCAGCUGCCGGCUUGAGGCCAUGUGGCGAACCCACGUGCCAGCAAAAGUCUCAACUCGUGUCAGCGGUUCACCAGUGCCCGUGCGGGCGAUCCAUGCACGCGUUUUGUGGUCGGGGCAUCGGAGAGAAAGGCUACGGACAGCAGAGAGAGUGCUCGGAUUGCCAGAAGAGCAAAGGUGGAGACCAGGCUGGCAGCAGCAGCAGUCCCAUGGAAGUGGUCAAGAAGAUGUCCUUGCCGGAGAGUGCCAAGGACUUGGACGCUAGGUCCAUGCCGCGAGUGUUGUCGGACAACUUGUUCGUCGAGAGCACCUCCGGCCUCACUGAACAAGAAGUGCGGAGCGCAGUGAGCACGUGGCUUAGUGUAGAGGACGAUGAAGAGGUCUUGAGGGAAGAGGUAGAACUCGAGAUGGAAGAGGUAACGGAGAACAUGUCAAGAGUACACGUCGAAGACGACGUGUCCAGUGAAGAGGAAGACCAGGACGGUAGGCAAGAGUCGUGCAUGACAUCUACGAUUUCAGAGGCCGAGGUUCGCUCUCGUCUCGAGGAUGUCCGCUCCUAUUUGUACGCGAACGGAAGAGACGGCGAGUACAGCGAAACGGUGUACCUUCUUUCGAAGACUGUGCAUUCGUUCACUCAUGAAACUCAAGUCAAGCGAAGAACGAAGGAGGGGGGUGAGGUGCAGGCGACUCUUCGGGAUGUGUGGGCGACGUAGUUUUUGGUGUUUGAGGACAACACACUUGGCAGCCCACAUUCAUUGUUUGGGAUUUUUUUGCCUUUCUCGUGGAGUUAAAUUUUGGCAUUUUUUGUUUUGUGUUUUUGCCUCGUGUUGACCUUUGGGGAAGAGCGGUGUUCUCUUUUCGGUGGGUUUGCCCGAUUUUUUGUAUGUUGUGGUCUGCGCUACCGACCGUUUCCUAGUGUCCCUCAGAUCCCUCUAAGGGGUCGACUGGGUUUGUUUGGUCCCUAUGUGGCAGGUAACUUGCGUGUAUCGUAUCAGAGCUAGUUCCAACAAACUGAUGUGUCUCAGGUGUGUUCGCGAUAUCACGGGCAUGAUGUUCACCGUGAGGACAACGCCUUGACAAUAAGAAAAGCCUACAACAACACCAGCGCACACUGCCGUACACAUUACAAUAGGUCGUGCUGUACUCCUUCCCGCGUUUCGGUGGUGGAGGGAAAUUCAAAAAUGUGUACAGUAUUGGAGUACAGCAGCAGUAGUGUUGCGGCCUUCAAUUGACGUGUUGUCGCAGUUUUUAAGCAGCACAACUUCGUGGUCGCAUUCCUGCUUCAAAUGCGCGUAUUUUGACACAUGUUACACCUCCAUUGACCCCGGGGACGGUGAAUUAGUGGCCCCGGAACCCUAAAGACACUUCCCCGCGUUUAAGACACUAAAAAAAAAAACGCGGUGUGUCUUUAAAGCGGGGUCGACUGUAUNGAGCAUCUCGGUAUCGGUACGGAGUGUCAUACCGGCACCGCCGGUAUCGGUACGGACAUCGUACCGAACAUACCGAGCAUCUCGGUACCGGUAUGGACAUCGUACCGAACGUACCGAGAAUCUCGGUACCGGUAUGGACAUCGUACCGAACGUACCGAACAUCUCGGUACCGGUAUGGGCAUCGUACCGGUACCGUACCGUUGAUACCGGCGGUAUUUGUACCGAGCAUCGCUCUACAGCAGUACCUAUUGGUAUUGCCCAUGAAGAAUGUGAAUGUGUGUGUGUGCGCGACAGCAGUAGUGCGACAAAAACAAACAUAUCAUACUCCUGUAGAUAGCAAAUACAAAUAUAGCAACUGGAAUUAGAUUUCCCUGUCAACUUGUUUUUUGCUUUGAGAUGCUUGUUGACGUUGGCGCGGUCGCGGCCUGCGCACGGCACCAUGUGCUUGUUCGAACGGCACAACGGGCUCGCCAAGCAGAAGAAUUUGGCGGCCUUGUCGUUCUUGUCUAUCGGCUCAACGUACACACCGAGCGAGUACAGGAAAGAGGUCUCACGCGCCCCUUCUCUCCGAUACCCCUGCGGCACCACAAAGUCGUCGAGAGCUUUGAGUGUCUCCCCCGGCACUACGUACUCUGUGUCGUUCAUGAAGACAGAAGCAGGCGCUUUCACUGGCACACUGCUGCCGCCUCCAUCACCGUCCACGACUACCUCUGCCUCCGGAGGUGCUGG